Messenger RNA from Lethenteron reissneri (Far Eastern brook lamprey), 6835 nucleotides. RefSeq names its product anaphase promoting complex subunit 7 (gene ANAPC7). Gene Ontology annotation, biological process: protein ubiquitination; positive regulation of mitotic metaphase/anaphase transition; cell division. The record is from RefSeq and is a predicted model, not a curated record. Gene Ontology annotation, cellular component: anaphase-promoting complex. Gene Ontology annotation, molecular function: protein binding. NCBI's taxonomy places the organism in Eukaryota, Metazoa, Chordata, Hyperoartia, Petromyzontiformes, Petromyzontidae.
GGACCCCUCCAGCCGUGAGAGCCGCCAUCUUGGGUAGGGUGUGAGUGAGAGAGACGCCACUGGACGAGUCGCGGCGUCGUCUGAGCCCUCCCCCCACUUCCUUCCACGACGUCUCGACAAUUAGAACACGGGCGUCAAUCAACUUCGAGUUAUAGACACGCACGUAUCGAUCCCUCUUAUCGCCGCGGCACACGAGGAGAAGCAGCAUCAUCAUCAUCAUGAGCGUGAUCGACUACGUGCGAGAGAUGCACUCGGCGGGUCUCUACUCGAAUGUGCGGCUCAUGAGCAGCCUGCUAAUCACGUUCAGCGACAACAACCCCGAGCUGCUGUCCCCCGGCGCGCACUACCAGCUGCUGGUGUACCACGCGGACGCGCUGCACGCCGAGCGCGAGUUCCGCAAGGCGGAGGCCACGUACCGCCAGGCGCUGCAGCAGAAGAAGUUCCUCGGCAAGUGCGUACGCGUUCGAUCCGGGGCCGGGGCCGCCGCUCCCCCGCCGCCACAGGGGCUGCCGUCGGAGCUGGAGGUGAAAUACAAGCUGGCCGAUUGCUACAUGAACCUGCGUCAAGAUAAGGAUGCCAUCGCUGUGCUGGACACGGUGCCUGCCAAGCAGCGCACGCCCAAGAUCAACAUGACCCUCGCGGGGCUGUAUCGCAAGACCGGGCAGGAGCGUUCGGCCAUCACCUGCUACAAGGAGGUGCUGCGGCAGUGUCCGUUAGCCCUGGAGGCCAUCCUGGGCCUGCUGUCGCUGUCGGUGAAGGGGGCGGAGGUGGCGUCUCUCACGGUCAACACGCUGCAGGCCAUGCCCUUGCUCGAGUGGCUGUCCAUGUGGAUCAAGGCGUACGCGUUCGCCUACGCGCGCGACUACCCACGAGCCAUCACCACCUUCUGCUCUCUGGACAAGCGCAUGCUUCUCAAGGACAACGUGGAUCUGCUCACGAGUCUGGCGCGCACGUACUUCCGCAGCGGUGACAGGAAGAACGCCAUCACGCGGUUCCAACAAGCGCAGAUCCUCGACCCGUACCUCAUCAAAAGCUUAGACCUCUACGGGUACCUCCUGGCCAAGGAACGUCGCUUGGAGGAGCUGGAGAAGCUGGGAGUGAGACUCUUCGGCAUCUCAGACCAGCAGGCGGAGCCCUGGGUCGUCAUGGGCUACUACUGCUACAAGACGAAGAAGCACACGCGCGCCGUCUACCUGGCGGCGAAGGCGAUCCAGCUCAACGGGGGCUGCGUGCAGGCGCUGCUGCUCAAGGGCUCCGCGCUGCGCGCCAUGGGCAAGCUGCACGAAGCCGUGCUGCAUUUCCGCGAGGCUCAGCGGCUCGCGCCCAACCGCCUCGACUGCUACGAGGGCCUGGUGGAGUGCUACCUGUCGCUGCAGCGCACGCGCGACGCGCUCAACCUGGCGAACGCGGCGUGCAAGGCGCUGGGCUGCACGGCGCCGGUGCUCACCAUGUACGCCUGCGUGUGGCUGCACGAGACGAGCAGCACCGACAAGGCCCACGGACUCAUCGACCGCGCGCUCGCUCAGCAGCCGGACCUCAUCAAGGCGGUCAUCAUGAAGGCCGAGCUGCUGCGUCGAGACCAGAAGUGUGAAGAGGCGAUGGCGCUGGUGAGGGCGGCACUGACAAACCGCAGCGUGGGAAUCUUACACCGCAUCCUCGGCGACUUCUUAGCAGCCAUCAACAACACACAGGAGGCCAUGGACCAGUACAGCAUCGCACUGAGCCUGGAUCGGAGCGACAGCAGGGCGCUGGAGGGGAUGCAGCGGCUGGAGCGGGAGGAGGGGGGCGGCGGGGCGGAGGGGGUGUCGGGGGAGGACGACGGGGACGACGUGGAGGGGAUCAGCGGCGAGGACGGCGAGGGGGAGCUCGAGGUCAGCGACACCGAGACGGCGCCCUGGGCCGAGCACGAGCAGUGGUUCGGCAUGCAGUGACACGCGGCGACGCACGCACGGCGACACGCACGGUGACGCACGCACGGCGACGCGCACGGUGACGCACGCACGGCGACACGCACGGUGACGCACGCACGGCGACGCGCACGGUGACGCACGCACGGCGACACGCACGGUGACGCACGCACGGCGACGCGCACGGUGACGCACGCACGGUGACACACACGGUGAUGCACACAGUGACACACACGGUAACACACACGGCAACACAGUGACACACGGUGACACACACACAGUGACACACGGCGACACACACGGCGACACACACGGCGACACACAGUGACACACACGGCGACACACACGGCGGCACACACGGCGACACACACGGCGACACACAUGGCGACACACAGUGACACACACAGUGACACGCGGUGAUGCUCGCACAGUGACACUCGCCGACACACGCGGUAAACACGCGGUGACGCUCGCACAUUGACACUCGCUCACACGCACACGUGACGACACCAACGACAGCCACAACAGCCGCUGAUUCGCCACCAAGUGGCGGUGACGUCACCGCAACGCUCGUGCCGGAGGCUAGGUAACACACACAAAGACACGUUGACACAAACGCACAUCGACACGCAAGCAGUGUUGCAGUAAAGCACAGUGACACACAGGCGGCCACGGCUCACAGUGCUGUUCUCUGCGUACGGUCGGAUCGCGCGCCCUCUUAACUGCUGGGCGGUAUGGGCAGCCUCUGUUGCCGGGUAGUGAUAAACACUUCACCACGAGGCCCAUGUGAGCCUGUGGGGAGGCUGGCCGGUACCAUCUGGAGGGAUGACAAAUUGCUAGCAGUAUUCCACCGUGCGGGAAACAUCUUAGCGUUGCACAAAUGUAUUUAUAUCCACACUUCCUACUCUCGUAUUCCGUGGAUGUUUUCACAUCACAUUUGGGGCUUCCCCCCCCCAAAAUCAAUGUUUCAAGUGCACUGCAGUGGCUUUUAGUGAAAUGCUACCACAGGUGAGCUUGUCAUCAUGCCUGUAUGUGAUCCGGAGAUGGAACAUUUAAAGAAAAUUAUUGUUAACAAAUGGGGGGUGGGCGGGGGGGGAUUUGCCGAUUGGCUAAUUUUGGCUGAUUGGCUCAAGGAGACCACAUGGGAGGCCCUCCCACUCAACUAGCUCCCCCAACUGGCUCGUAUGAAAAAUAAUCACUAUUUAUCCUCAUCCAUUGCGUCCUUUAAUGCGCUCGUUUGGAAGGCGUUGCGAGGAUGUGUACAUAUGUUGCGGGUCUCGAGCGGGAUUAGAUUCGUCAUCGUCGGCUCCUGCCGGACGGCGUGCCCUCUCCCGUGCCACUUGGGCGCCGUGGUGCCCCACGUUCUAAACUCGCUCCCGCGCACGAGCCGAUCCCCUUUCGCUCCAUCUCCGCAUUGUGGGCGUUCCUGUUGCAAGCGCGUUUCCCGCUUUGAGCCGCCCGUUGCGACGUCACCGGUCUCAUCCGUCGACCCGUCGUGCCUCUUGGCGACGCAUUCGCGCCCGAGUCCACUUUUGCUUGUCUGAGACUCGUCAAUGUGAGACGUCUCCGCUUCCCGUUUCAUUCCCGUUUCCUUCCCGUUUCCUUCCCGAUUCCUUCCCGAUUCCCCGAGCGUUCGCUCUUGCCCGCCCGUCCCUUGGCGUGGAUUCCAAGCGUGAGUUUGGCCGGCGCUUCUCUGCACACUUCUCAACCUUUUUUUGUUCCAUUUGUAUUCGCGAGCCGACGAUUGGAAUGCCACGGCAGGAGAAAAUGAGCAUCGCCCGUGUCGGUUUUGGAAUUUGCGUCUUAUUUUUUGCCAUUUCGAUCCCGGUCUGCGAUCAGUCCUUCCCCCUCGGUACACAUUUUGUCGUUUUGCAUACGCGCUUUCUCCAACGCAAUAUUGUCGCGCAAAAUGAUGUUGCGUCUGCUGAGCGUUCACGUGCGCGAUUUUGGUUUCUCAUUUAUCCCAACAACUUCCCAAAACCUCCUUUUUAUUCAAAAUAGCCAGCGCCAAUUUUAGCGAAGAAAGCGGAUUGCGUAUGCAAGCGAACAGCGACUGCGCGUGACAUCAAGGCACGAUCCACCACCACACGGCCCUUGUUGUGUUAUACAUCGGGGUUGGGGAAGCGAUGACCCACAGCCGGGCUGGGACGAUCAACUCCGCUCCACCCGAGAGCCUGCUUUGUUAGCGGGUGGCUCCACAAACUCGCACAUGAACCCAGGAGCUCAACGACGGCAGUGUUCAGCGGUGAAGUAUUUGUUCGUCUGCGCUUCUCCGCGCGCGUGUCAUUGCCCGCUGCCGCCGUUUGAAGACGCUGCCCAAGACAGAAACGGCUAGAUUUGAAGCUUUCGCGACUGCAAGGAUUCAUACCCUUAGGUUUUUUUCGGUAAAGUCACGUAGGUAAAAAAAAUGUAUACUAAAAUAAUAAAUAAAUCACGACGUUUCGGAGGCAACACAAGUCUCCGUCUUCAGGUGGGACCGUCACAGCUAAAUUUACUGUCUCAAGUGAAGAGAAAUCCAAGAGACAAGAUCUUAAAUACUCGUAGUUAAGAUCAUGGGGUGGUGGUGGAGGUUGUGGGUUUAAUAAGAUCUUAAAUACUCGUAUUUAAGAUCUCGUAUUUAAGAUCUUGUCUCUUGGAUUUCUCUAAAUUUAGCUGUGACGGUCCCACCUGAAGACGGAGACUUGUGUUGCCUCUGAAACGUCGUGAUUUAUGAUUAUUUUAUUAUUAUUAUUUUUACCUACGUGACUUUACCAUGGCUCUUUGCAGAGUAACGUCGUUUUUCCGAGGCUGUUACCAUCACCAGAACGCAUAACCCUCCUCCCACUGUUAGGUCACGCAGCUGUGUGACUCUACGGUUUUCCGGUCUCGUUUACGACGCUUCGGGGAGCAUGUACCUUGGACGAGCCGGAACGCACGAUAUUAGCGUCGUCUUAAUUUAAGUCUCGUUGCGAGGGUGGGCGGGCGGGCGGGCGGGAAGGGAUGGGGGCGCGGGGGGGAGGGGUUGUUCUCUGUGUCUUGUGAAUCUUCACGUCUUUGACAUCAGCCAUGACAGGUAUCCCAAACCUUUGCCGAGAAUUCUUAAAACGGUCCGACUUGCACAACCACGGCACUUUGUUUUAGCUUGUGGGGGGCGCGCGAGUGAGUGAGCGAGCGAGCGAACGAGUGGUUCUCUCCAUGCCCCUGUGCCAGAAAGCGGAGCUUGGAGUGAGAGCACGCACGAAACUCGCUAGACAUUCGGUGCAGUCAUCGACGACCGCAUUGCGUCGUCGUCAAUGAAUUUGCGACGCGUCGCACGGCGGGCUGAUCGCAGAAGGGGGGGGGGGGGCGACGUGCGCUUCCCGGCGGCUUUCUUCAUUUGACGUGAAAAUGGCGUGAGCCGUGGUCACCGACUCCACCGCUCGGCGAGGUUGAACCAUCGACGGCUCUUAUACGAAGUGACCAUCUUCAUCUUCUUGGUUCUCUCUUUCGGUAAAGUCACGUAGAAGGGAAAUAAUAAAAUAAUAAAAAUAAAACGUUAUAAAAUAAUUCUCACGACGUGUCGGCCACAACGCAAGCAGCCGUCCUCAGGUGAAGAACAGGUCUGUUGGAAAGACAGCAUCUGAAUGGGCACCACCAGGCUUGGCAGCGUAUAUUUAAGCUGGGUUGGAGGGGGAAGAGCACCUUGCGUUGUGGCCGAAACAUCGUGAGAAUGAUUUUAUUACGUUUUAUUUAUUAUUUUAUUAUUUCCCUUCUAUGUGACUUUACCGAAAGAACCAAGAAGAUGAAUUCCUGCAGUCACGAAAGCUUCAAAUCGAAAUCGAAGUGACCCUGUGGAGGGGGUGGUUUGGGCGGGGGGGGGGGGAAUAUGCUGUGAAGUUGUGACGCUUAACCGUUGGGACCACGGCAGAGGUCGCAAACGGGUUUUGAUUCCUUACCCGUACCCGUACCCGGCCGCACCAGGGUCGCAAACGGGUACCCGUACCCGUACCCGGCCGGGUACGGGUAGCCGUUCCCUACCCGUACCCUACCCGUACCCUACCCGAAAUGAGUGACAAACGGUGACUCACCAGUGACUCACGGCCUACCCGUACACGUACCCGGCCGCACCAGGGUUGCAAACGGGUACCCGUACCUGGCCGGGUACGGGUAGCCGGGUAUCGGGUAGGGUACGGGUAUCGGGUACCCGGUUGCGACCUCUGGACCAGAGGGAGGGGGGGGAGGGCAUCACUGUAAUUGCUCUGCAGCGUUAUCACCUUUCCUGCCGAGAUGCGAGUGCACUUUACAACCAACCCUCUCGGGGCCAUCGGCAUCGUCCGUUGUGGGCGCGAUGGAUAAUCAACGUUUGAGAUUCGCGGCUGUAUUGCCACUAAGAUUACCGCAUUCGACGGAUUAUAAGACGCCCCAGGAGAAAGUCAGACGCAACGCCACCACUAUUAUUAACCGGGCGUCAAUCAAAUUGGACGCAUCUGGUCAUGCGCAUGCAUAGCCCAACGUUGUUACAGGAUGCACCCAUCCUCCCUCGCCGCCACGAUUUGCACGAAAAUACAGGGGGGGGGGGGAUGUGUGUCUUGUAAUCCGCAAGAGGAGUAACUGGACGGCUGGCCUAUCGUGCCGAUCGCAUCCAAAUUGAAACACUACUUCUUGGGAGCGAUGGGUUUUAGGGGGUUCAAAGAUGCCCUCCUUGCUCGCUCGCUCGCUCUCUCUCUCUCCCCCUGUCCACACCGGAUCAAAGUGUCACACACACACGAAGAAGCUGUGCGGGGUUUUUGUUUUGUUUUUACAAAAGGGAAGUGCGGAGUGCUGCCUUGUUACUGUGCUGUUCUCUUCGUGACAUUUGAAACCCUGGUCGGUCGGUCGGUCGCUGCGCUCGUUUGUUGCAUCUUAAACCGCAAGUUACACGUUGGUAUAAUGAAUUGAAUGUCCGUGUAAUAAAUUCCUUUUUAUCGCUU